Cariama cristata (Red-legged seriema) is the source of this 1329-nucleotide messenger RNA. It is a transcript of the gene RUBCNL, whose product is annotated as KIAA0226-like ortholog. The transcript has 9 exons. The record is from RefSeq and is a predicted model, not a curated record. Gene Ontology annotation, biological process: autophagosome maturation; autophagosome-lysosome fusion; autophagosome-endosome fusion. Gene Ontology annotation, molecular function: phosphatidylinositol phosphate binding. NCBI's taxonomy places the organism in Eukaryota, Metazoa, Chordata, Aves, Cariamiformes, Cariamidae. Gene Ontology annotation, cellular component: autophagosome membrane; intracellular membrane-bounded organelle. The annotation marks the transcript as partial.
AACUUGAAGACCUUGAAAAUCUGUCUGUCACCCCAGAUGAAAGAUCAUCUUUUGAACUGGGCAACAAUUCUGCUGAAGCAACAGCCCAGGAGUUGUGCAGAGCUUUCAGAAAACACUGGUUGCAGACAGACUCUGCAGUUCAACUGUCUGGUUCCCUGAGCUCAUCUAAGCAGAGAUAUGUGCUGAAAGAAGAGAUUCCAAGAGAGCUUGAGUCCAGUUUGAAUCUGGCUGAAGAAAUAAAGAUCAUAUCCAAAUUGAGAGGAUCUUCUGGCUGGACCCCACCAAGAUCACAGAUUAUAUUUAAUAUUCACCCUUCAGUCAAGAGAGAUGCAGUGGUGGCUGCCCAAAACUUCACGUGUGUUGGAUGUGGAACCCCAAUAGAAAGCAAAUAUAUCAGGAGACUCCGCUAUUGUGACUACCUGGGGAAAUACUUUUGCGACUGCUGCCACAACUAUGCCCAGUCUUCCAUUCCUGCCCGAAUACUUUUGAAGUGGGACUUCAAAAAAUAUUACGUAUGCAACUUCUCCAAACGCCUACUGGAUAGCAUAUGGCAGAACCCAAUUUUCAAUGUGUCGUGUAUUAACAAAGCCCUCUACACAAAAAGUAAAGAAAUGGACAGGGUGAGGGAGAUACAAGAACAGCUUUUUCAUUUAAAAAAACUUUUGAAAACCUGCAGGUUUGGUGAAAGUGUAUUGAAAGAAUUCGAACAGGUCCCCAGCCAUCUGACAGAGGAGCUGCAUCUCUUCUCACUGGAUGAUCUGGUGAAGAUCAAACGAGGGCAGUUAUUGCCCCUUCUUAAAGAUAUUCUGAAGAGCUCUACCUCCCAUGUGGAUGGUUGUGAGCUGUGUCAAGCGAAGGGGUUUAUCUGUGAAUUCUGUCACAGUGCAGAUCUGCUCUUUCCAUAUCAGAUUGCCAAAUGCAAAAGGUGCACAGAGUGCAAAACAUGCUUUCACAAAGCAUGCUUCAAGUCUGGAGACUGCCCCAAAUGUUUGCGGAUUGCAGCUCGGAGGACGUUUUCAGAAAUCACUGGGGCGUCCAUGAAACUGGAUUCCUCUGAUGGCUGCUGAUUUCAGAAGUUCCUCAAAGCCACAUCUUCAGGUGCCUGACUAAGAAUUAAAUAAUGUUGUUUUAGACAUUACUAUUUUUAAUGUGUGUCUCCUUUAUGGGGGGUUUAAAAAAAAAAAAAGAGAAAAAAACUUUAAUAUCAUCAUUGAAAAUCAUCACCCUAAAGGAGUUUCAUCUUCACUGGUGACAGAAAGACUGAAUGUUAAUUCUGUGAGCAGCCUUUUGUUGCUAUGUUUCGUCCUUGUAUGUAAGAUUUUUAAUAUU